AUGUCCUCAUCUGGCAUUAACUGCCCUCUAACUUGGCAAGGAGUAGGAGAUAUUACAAUUUUCCUAGGACUUGUAAGGAUCAUUUAGGUUGGUCUUACAUUAAUGGAACAUGGCUUAGUCCGAGAAGGUUUUAGCAGUCACCUUCUUCUUAAAAAUUGGCUCCAAUUCUCAGUUGGUAUCGUCGCAUGGUGGCUGUUAGGCUAUGGCUUUGCAUUUGGAAACGUUGAAGAGAGCGAGUUUAUUGGAAAAAAGAACUUUGGAGGUGAAGAUUGGCUACAAGAAAGAGAUCAUAACCAUGGUGCUUGUGCUUCCUUUUUUGCGCUGUGCGGAUUUUUUGUGUUAUUUGUGAUCAACGGCGCUAUAAGUGAAAGAACUAAAUACCAUGUUUAUCAAUGGUAUGCUUGGUGGGUCAUGCUUUUUGCUUGGCCUGUUGUUGUAACGAUGACCCCCCCCUCAAUCUUCAUGUCUAUUGCAACAAAAUUUUUUGAAAAAAUUUUCAUGUCUACUGCAACACAACAUUUUUAUAAAAAAAAUUAAUGCAUUUUUCUCUAGGUGAGUUUCUCAAAAACCCAUAAAACAGCGCUGCUUUAGGCGUGUCAAUGACCUUCUUACCGAGAUUUGGACGGCUAUUGUCAUUGCUCGCUAUUUUAUUUAACUUAUCUAGCUAAAAACUACGGAAAAAUUUAAGAUGCGCAUCGAAAAUUGUUGCAAGAGGAUUAGGAUUAUUACAGACAAGCGCUAGCCAUAUUGACGACGCAGUCACCAAAGACCUCCCGAACGGAAAGGUUCUACCGCUUUUCGGCUCCAGCCCAGAGAAUCUAUCCCUCUUACGAGUGUCCUUCCGGUACCUUCUGUCUCCUCCUUGCCUUGCGGCUUCAGUCUUGAGUGGGCGGCUUAUGGAUCUCUGCGGCCCUGCUACGGGCGAUUGGAGUAGCUUGAUUCCAAGGAUCCUUGGAGUCUAUCGUGUGUCAAAGUGCCUUCCUUGACAGCUACAGGAAAAAAGACUGUUCCCCUGUGGCCUGGCGAAACCCCCAGUUUCUCGAUAGAGGAAUACCCAUGGGUCCUCGGAUUCAAAGGACAUUGUUGAGCAUCUCCAUUCCAACCACAGGAAAGCAGUCAAAACCUACUCGGAUACAUAUCUAUUGAGCCUGCAUUUGAUUCUCGGCUCGGAGUCCGUCCCAGUUCACCGUAGCCAUAAGGUCUGAACUGCUGCGCCAAGAGGGCAGGUUGGCACGUGUCGCCAUUUUAAUGUAUAUAAUUUGUUGCAAGAGACAUGAAAAUUAUUAAUUUUUUUGUAUAAAAUUUUAUAUUAAAAAAUUGCAUUUUUUGUUGCAAUAGACAUGAAGAUUGAAGGGGGGGGGGUCAUCGUUAGCAUGGUCCUGGGGUGGCGGCUGGCUUGAUAUGGAGCUCGACAAGCCUUUAAUUGACAAUGGCGGAGCCAUCAACGUCCAUCUUUUCGCUGGCGCUUUUGGUCUUAUUGGAGCAAUUUUCUUAGGACCAAGGAUUGGAAGAUACUCUUCAUCACCUAGCGUUUUCCACAUGAAAUUCCACGUUGCUUACAUACUUGGGGCUACUUUGGUCAUUUUAGGUAUAUUUGGACUUAACCAGUCCUUAAGUCCUGAUGGUGUUUCAAGAGGCCUAUCCGCAGUUAACACUUGGAUUUGUGCAGGAGUUUCCUCAAUAGUCUCGCUUAAGCUACUUACAAUAUUUUCAACAGACAUUCACACCCACUUAAUCGCAAUUUACCAAGGAUUCAUUGCAGGGAUGAUCUGUGUAUCAAACUCAGCUUACAAUACUACACCAUGGCAAGCUGGGCUCUUAGGGCUUAUCAGUGGAAUCGUUUUUGCAGCUGGCUUUUACUUUUGCAGGUUCAACAAAAUUGAUGAUGUUUUGAACGUCACGGCAACGUUCUUUUUCCCAGGCAUAAUUGGAGGAAUUCUCCCUGGGUUUAUCACUGACGAUAAUGGAUGUUUCUGGCAAGGAAUCUCAGGCCACACCUUAGCGACACAAGUUGUAGGAGUCAUUGUGGUCACUGGAUGGUCUAUGACCUGGGCUGUGAUUCUUUUUGGAAGUAUGGCCGUAUUUAAAGCUUUUAGACUGGAUAAAGAUUUAGAACUAUCAAAACUUAAUACUUGUGAAAUCAAACAAACAGGAUGGAAAUUGCCUGAAGGAGCUGAAAAUACUGCUAGGGAAAGUAAUCAAUCAUAA
Messenger RNA from Blepharisma stoltei, 2208 nucleotides. The record is from the annotation of a GenBank genome assembly. Lineage: Eukaryota; Ciliophora; Heterotrichea; Heterotrichida; Blepharismidae.